Papilio machaon (common yellow swallowtail) is the source of this 1927-nucleotide messenger RNA. RefSeq names its product G-protein coupled receptor Mth2. Gene Ontology annotation, cellular component: membrane. Gene Ontology annotation, biological process: cell surface receptor signaling pathway. NCBI's taxonomy places the organism in Eukaryota, Metazoa, Arthropoda, Insecta, Lepidoptera, Papilionidae. The record is from RefSeq and is a predicted model, not a curated record. The transcript has 8 exons. The coding region runs from base 119 to 1426 and encodes 435 amino acids. Gene Ontology annotation, molecular function: transmembrane signaling receptor activity.
GUCUAGUAUCAAAAAAGUCAGUAGUGUAAGCCAAGGCAAGGAAGUGUGCGCGCGCCGGUUCAUUACUUGCCGGCGAUUCGUUUAAAUUACGUAGGAUUUUUAGUUUUUACUCAAAAUAAUGUGUUUCAAGGAACAAGUAAAAAUAAACAAAAUGUCAGGCUUCGUAAUUAUGUUCGUUAUUUUUCUAAGUGCAAUUUGCGUAGACUCAAAAAGCGAGUUUUGUUGUAAAGCAGGCCAUUUCAUAUAUAAGAGCCAAAACAGAACUAAAACUUGCUGGGAUCCUAUAACGAGAACUAAUUCUGCAUUGCAAAUUACUUGUGAGAUAAAUGUGUUGUUAAUUGAAGACGAUAUGUACUCAUUUAGUGUGAACAAUGAGAAAUAUUUGGUUAUCAGUAUGCCUAACUUUCAAUCUGAAUUGGAUCCUGAAACAUUUUGCGUCGGCAAUUAUUCACUGAGCACGAACACCACUUCAUUACUUAAUGCGAGGAAAGCAGCCAUAAUUUGCGAAGUCGAGGAAGAGAAUGCGAUCGUUGAUCAAAGUGUAUUGGCAUACUGCAUGCUCGUGUCAGUUGUUUUCCUUACUUUGACAUCUAUUAUCUACAUUGCUCUACCUGAAAUUAGAGACUUAAACGGUAAGAGUAUCAUAUGUUUCUGCGUCUCUCUCGCUAUGGGCUUACUCUGUUUGGCGAUUAUGAAUCUCAUUAGCUCAUACUCCGACAUGAAUCUCUGCGCAACUCGAGGUUUUCUUACGUAUUACUUUUUCAUAGCAAGUUUCUUCUGGACCAAUGCUAUAUCAAUACAGAUACUACGCAGCAUGAGACGUCCAUUAACAGUGGACUACGGAUGGAAGGAGUUUGCGUGGUACGCCUUGUACGCGUGGGGAGCGAGCGCAGCGAUAACUACAGCUAUGGCCAUUGUUAACUUCAUUCCUGGGAAUCAUCAGAAGCCCGGAAUAGGAUUGAACCAUUGCUGGUUUUUCGAUAAGAAGCAGCAGUGGUACUACAUGUACAGCGUGAUGACAAUCUUGAUCUCUGCCAACAUCUGUAUCUUCGUGUACACCUCUGUGCUGCUCUGGCGGCACAGCUUCGCCUCCACACAUCUCAAGGCGCUCAAGUACAAAUUCAUGAUGACCGUCAGACUGUUCAUCAUAAUGGGAGUUCCGUGGAUCUUCGAGAUGAUAAGUUCCAUCUCGAAUAAAAGUAUUAUUUGGGUAAUACUAGACUUUGUGAACGUGCUGCAAGGCCCGCUGAUCUUCCUGGUGCUGGUGGUUCUGCGGAGACGCGUGGUGAAGGCGCUGUUGCGGCGCGGCGCGCUCGACUGCCUCGCGCCGCACAUCGAGCGCCAUCUUGCGCUCGCAGACGACGACGAGGACGUCAUACAACACACUAUGGACGUGCCAAUGGACGAGAAAGUCACCAUCACUUAGGAUCCGCAUUAAACACAAACACACUGAUGACAGCCGCCGACUGUGACCAGGCUUACUAUAAGCCUCGAUGAAAGCCAAAAUACCUACUGCAUUCUUGGUGUUCGAUUCCGUUAAAGCAAUAGAUUUUAUAUUGUCGCAGGCAUUUGAUAUUUGGUUUGAACACUUUUCUGACAUCGAAGUGCCUUUGUCCAGCGAAUGGUUAACUGUAACAUUGUGAGGUUAGCUUAGAACAAAACUAUAAGUACAAACAGUACCUAGAGCAAAAUGUUAUUGAUAAAUUUUAAUAAUUUUAAUAUUGGAUUUUGUCUAAUGUAUCGAAUGUGGAAAUGAUUAAGGUUAAAUUCUACUUGCAAAUGUCCGAAUUGGAUUUGUAAAUAGCGGAAUAGUAAAAUGCCCGAAAAGUAAAAAAAACGAUAGCAGUAAGAAUACAAGAAUGCAACAGUACAAAACUAGUCAAAAAUACUUUACCUUUAAUAUUUCAUACAUGUUACGUUAUUAACA